GUGAAUGUUUACGAACAGAAAACAUUUUGUUAGAGAGACCAAAAUAGCCGUCACACAUUUGUGUGUUUAAAUCAGUUCAAGUCUAACGUUCUAAAUAAACGAACGACGUUUGGCUGGUAAAAUUUAUUUCGCUUGAAAUUUGAUGAAAAUAAUUGUGUUGUCGGUGUAGCAGUAGCAUACAUAGUUUAACAUGUCAACCCAAAGUCUUGGUUUGGCUUUGUUGAGCCUGAUGUUAAUAGCAUCGCAAGCGUUUGCCUUAAAAUGCUGGAGCUGUCACUCAGAUUGGCCAGAUUCAGAGUUUUGUCAAGAAAAACUGGAUAUGUCGUUACUAACAUCACAGCAAAGACACAUGAUUGUUAAGGAAUGUACUCCACCAAAAGAAUCAGUAAUUGUUUACGGCAUAUUUUACGCUGAAAAAAUGGUGUCAAGGUGUAGGAUACAAACUGUGAGUGUCAAUGGGGAAAAAGUGCACUCCCGUGGUUGUGUGGUUGAAGCUGAAAAUGCAAGCCGUAAUGACUGUGUCGGACGAAAUGUUUUGCCGGGAAUGAAAGUCUUAGCUUGUGAAACCUGUCAAGAAGAUGUUUGUAACGAAUCGUUCAGUCCGCCUUCAGUCAGUGCAGGCAUUAAGACAACACUUUCAAUGCAGCUCGUUUCAUUUCUUUUCGUUAUUGUAUGUUUGUUGUUCUGAUACAAGUGUAAGUGAUUAAAAUACUGGAAAAAUGGUUAUUUAUGACAUUGAGCGCAAAGUACUUUGUUAGGCUCUUAUAAGGCCUAAUAAAGUAUUUUGCACCGAGAUUCAUACACCGAUCCAACAGAUGGCAUUGCAGUUUACAAAUUUUGCACAUUAUGAUGCUGAGUUGCAUAAAGUAACCGAAUAACAUUAAAAUUUUGUCAGCAAUAUAAAUACAGUGUGAUACACUUAAGUGACAGUGUGAUAACUAGUCAGUUGUUAACUUACGAAAUUACUUUGAAUAAUAUCCGAAUUAAGACAAGUUCAUAAAAGCUGGAAAUUGAAUAAAACUUUAAUUAAUAAAUAAAUUUAAAAAUUGCUUUUCACUAAAUGAAGUGCCGCAACUCAAACUAAUUGGACUCAUAGAGUUAGUACAUCUGUCGUUCCAUUUUACCUUAUAUUUUACAGACACCUGUAUCGUCUGUUAUCCACAGUAACGAGAUAAAUAAACUCCGACUAAGAUGAUUUU
Molecule: messenger RNA, 1199 nt
Organism: Bradysia coprophila
Lineage: Eukaryota; Metazoa; Arthropoda; Insecta; Diptera; Sciaridae
Product: UPAR/Ly6 domain-containing protein CG9338-like
Biological process (GO): positive regulation of voltage-gated potassium channel activity; regulation of synaptic transmission, cholinergic; sleep
Source: RefSeq, a predicted model, not a curated record